UGACAUUCGUCGACAUUCUUCUUGGUCGAUCGAGGUUCGAGGUGUUACGCGAUUUUCGAGUGCACGAAAAAAUUCUUUUUUUAUAUAAAAACCUGCGAAAAAUACGAUAUUUUAGAGAAAAAUGUUGCGUACACUUUCCCGUUGCAGCGAAAUGCCAAUUGUGGCAAAACAAUUGCAAAAAGUAUGUAAAUGCCGCCCAGGCUGGUGCACAAAAAUCGAACAAAUUCGCAACGGAGGCGACCGUACAAGUGAAUCGCCCCUUCAAACUGCAUAGACUCGACGAAGGACCCGAAACGAGCGUCACUUUGACCAAAGAGGAUGCCACCAAGUUGUACACGCAAAUGCAGACAAUUCGUCGCAUUGAAACUUCCGCUGGUAAUUUGUACAAGGAGAAGAUCAUUCGUGGUUUCUGUCACUUGUACUCCGGCCAGGAGGCUUGUGCUGUUGGUAUGAAAGCCGCCAUGCGCGAGCAAGAUAACAUUAUAUCUGCCUACCGUGUGCACGGUUGGACUUACUUGAUGGGCGUCUCACCAUUGGGCGUGUUGGCUGAAUUGACUGGCCGACAGAGCGGUUGUGCUUUGGGCAAAGGUGGUUCCAUGCACAUGUAUGCACCGAAUUUCUAUGGUGGAAAUGGUAUUGUGGGUGCGCAGGUGCCACUAGGUACUGGUGUCGCACUCGCUUGCAAAUAUAAGGGCAAUGGUGGCGUUUGCCUGGCACUCUACGGUGAUGGUGCCGCCAAUCAAGGUCAAGUGUUUGAGUCCUACAACAUGGCAUCAUUGUGGAAAUUGCCGGCAAUUUUCGUUUGUGAAAACAAUAACUAUGCCAUGGGUACCAGCACCGAGCGUGGCUCCUGCAACACAGACUACUACACCCGCGGUGAUGUAGUACCUGGUAUCUGGGUCGAUGGUAUGGACGUGUUGGCUGUACGUAGUGCCACUAAGUUCGCCAUCGAAUAUGUGAAUAAGGUGGGUCCAAUUGUAUUGGAAACCAAUACCUAUCGUUAUUCUGGUCACUCCAUGUCCGAUCCCGGCACCAGCUAUCGUACACGUGAGGAAAUCCAAGAAGUGCGCCAGAAACGCGAUCCAAUCACAUCAUUCAAGGAGCUGUGUAUUGAGUUGGGUCUUUUGUCUAACGACGAAAUUAAGGAAAUCGACACCAGAGUGCGCAAGGAAAUCGAUGAAGCCACACAAAUUGCAAAGAACGACAAAGAGCUCCCACCACCCGCUUUGUGGACUGAUGUGUACUCUAACAAUCUGGAACCUAAGCUGCGCGGUCUUACAGGUUACGAUAUUACGCAUAUCUCACAACGCAAAGGUGUCAACCACUAAGCCUAGCAUUUGGAGUAACAGAAAUGUUAACAACAAUAACAAAAUAAAGUAUAAGCAAACACUUUCAUUCGUUUGCUUAUAAGUUUAAGUUUGAAAAGUGUAGCCGAAUCACUAGUAAAAAAUUACUCUGAUUAUUCUCAAACCACUUGAAUGCAAUUCUCAACAAACACAGUGACUUAAAUUGCGGAUAUUCUAGUUAAACUUACAUAUACAUAUAUAAAUAUUGGAUAUUUUAUUUUGUUGAUAACAUCAAACCUGCAUCGAAGAUACAUAUGCAUAUGUACAUAUAUAGCUAAAAAAAAUUAGUUUUCUCUUGAAACAUUUUUUGUAAAUAUCACAAAAGCUUAACUAAAAUCAUCAUGUAUUUAUGUACCUAAUAUAAAUAUUAACAAAAUAUGCAAAUCAUUAUUUUUGACCGAGUAAUGUAAGCAAAAAAGUCACACUAGCCAGAGAAUGUAAAGUUUAUUAGCAAUGAAUUACAUACAUUAUUAAAGUAAAUAAAAGUAAAAAAUGUACAAAAACCCA
Rhagoletis zephyria (snowberry fruit fly) is the source of this 1853-nucleotide messenger RNA. Its product is annotated as probable pyruvate dehydrogenase E1 component subunit alpha, mitochondrial. NCBI's taxonomy places the organism in Eukaryota, Metazoa, Arthropoda, Insecta, Diptera, Tephritidae. Gene Ontology annotation, biological process: pyruvate decarboxylation to acetyl-CoA. The record is from RefSeq and is a predicted model, not a curated record. Gene Ontology annotation, molecular function: pyruvate dehydrogenase (acetyl-transferring) activity. Gene Ontology annotation, cellular component: intracellular membrane-bounded organelle.